Messenger RNA from Thelazia callipaeda (thelaziosis nematode), 282 nucleotides. The record is from the annotation of a GenBank genome assembly. NCBI's taxonomy places the organism in Eukaryota, Metazoa, Nematoda, Chromadorea, Rhabditida, Thelaziidae.
AUGUCAAUCAUAGGAAGUGAAAAACCAUUUUCAUGUCCAAUUUGCAACCGGCACUUCUCUCAAAGUUCAUCACUGGUUACCCAUAAAAGAACACAUACUGGUGAAAGACCAUAUCCAUGUAUGCAUUGCAACAAAGCUUUCACCGAUAGUUCAACACUAACGAAGCAUCUUCGAACACACACUGGUCAAAAACCGUACCAAUGUUAUAUAUGUAUGAUGCGUUUUACACAAUCUGGAAAUUUGCACCGCCAUAUGAAAACUCAUGAGACUAAUGAGAAAUGA